Messenger RNA from Colletotrichum scovillei, 2445 nucleotides. RefSeq names its product major facilitator superfamily transporter. The coding region runs from base 1 to 2445 and encodes 814 amino acids. Lineage: Eukaryota; Fungi; Ascomycota; Sordariomycetes; Glomerellales; Glomerellaceae. The record is from RefSeq and is a predicted model, not a curated record. The transcript is spliced from 7 exons. Gene Ontology annotation, cellular component: fungal-type vacuole membrane. Gene Ontology annotation, molecular function: basic amino acid transmembrane transporter activity. Gene Ontology annotation, biological process: basic amino acid transport; transmembrane transport.
AUGACGCGCUCAAAGACAUUACAAAGUGGUGAAGAAACACAGAGGGUAGUUGACGAGAGGUCGCCUUUGUUGUCGAACACUCGACGGGGGUCGAGUUCGUCAGGUGAGAGCUCUUUGACUUCUUCGUCGUCUAGCGGAGACUCGGACGGCCAAUAUCUUCCAUGGCAUCUCACACGGUCGUCAGAAGUCGUCGAUUCGAGCGUCGAUGUCGAACAAGUAGCACCCGUUACAACCGCCAGCGAUGAUGCAAAAGCUAGAAAGACCUCGACUUGGGCAGUUAUCAAGAUCGUGUCUAUCCUGCUGGUGGGAACUUUCACUGCGAACGCCGAUGGCUCUUUGGUGAUGGCAACGCACCCAACGAUUGCCUCUGAAUUCGAUGAUCUCGAAAACUCCAGUUGGCUCUUCGUAUCUUUCGCGUUGGCAGGAGCGGCAACUCAGACUUUAUAUGGCAAGCUCAGUGACAUUUACGGGCGGCGUGCCCUCCUCAUGGUGGCUUAUACCUUGUUUUCCAUUGGAUGCGCAAUGGUCGGCGUCGGUCGGACAAUGUGGCAAGUCGUGCUUGGACGGGUCAUUUCAGGAUCUGGUGGCUCAGCAUUGAACGUCCUCGGACUGCUCUUGGUGACAGAUCUCGUCCCACUCCGUGACGUGGCUGCAUGGCAAGCAGGUAUCAAUCUGGCCGCAACAGUAGGAAGAAGUCUUGGUGGACCUGUGGGAGGUUGGCUAGCCGAUACCAUUGGGUGGCGAUGGUCUUUCCUCGGCCAGGCACCCAUUUUCCUACUUGCUGUCUUGCUGUGCUGGUUUUUCCUGCCAAAAGGCAAGCAAGUGGGCAAGGGAGAUGAAGGUGCUGAAGCAAGCGGCAAGCCCAUCAACGGCAAAAAGGGCUCUCUGGCGAGGAUCGACUUCCUCGGCGCUGCAUUGUUGGCACUCUUCAUCUUGACCUUUCUUCUCCCGAUUGAGAUUGGAGGUACCAAGAUACCGUGGAGCCACCCGCUCAUCUUCGUCCUUUUUGGCGUAGCUAUCGUGUUUGGUGGGCUCUUUGCCGCCGUCGAGGAGUGGUGGGCCAAGGAGCCAAUCUUUCCCCUGGAGCUGUUGAAGCAUCGCGACAUUAUUCUGACGUACGUCAUUAGCGGUGGUCAAGUCGCAGCUCAACUCGGCCUCAUGUUCUCCGUCCCGCUCUAUUUUCAGGUGACACAGCGUGUAUCCAACACUGUUGCUGGAAUACAUCUCUUCCCCGCUGUCUUUGGGAAUGCCAUUGGUGGCGUCCUUGCUGGAUAUCUGAUCAGAAAAACUGGUCGUUACAAAUUUCUAUUGAUUAUUGCGACGAUCGCAUCGAUGUUCUCCUACUCGCUUUUGCUGCUCCGGUGGCAUGGAGAUACAAAUGCUUGGGAGUCGCUUUACAUCGUGCCUGGUGGAUUUGGGGCUGGCCUGGUACAGUCGGCGGGUUUCAUCAGCAUUCAAGCCGCAGCCAACCCCAAGCACAAGGCCGCAGUGACGUCGGGAAUGUUUUUGACGUUCCAAAUCGGCAUGAUUCUCGGCCUGUCAUGUGUUAGUGCCGUCAUGAUGGAAACGAUGAGAUGGCGGCUGGACGCAUUGCUGGAAGGCAUGGACCUCAGCGCAGUGGUGCGAAAGCAGAUUAUCGCAAAAGCGACGUCGAGCGUUGACUACAUCGAUCAUGCGGAUGGAAAGGUUUCAGCAGCCAUUGUGCAGGCGCGUGUGCGUCUCGAUUUCUCCGCCGCUGAGCUACACGCCUUGGGUAUAACACCCGACAUGGACCCUCGCACGUUAAUAGAAGUGCUCCAGAGACUCCAAACCAGCGUCCAGGAAGCCUCAGUACAGCCACGGCAAGAGCAAAAGAAUCCCUGCCAUAAUUGCCUUGACCGCUAUCACAAGACGAAACAUUGCCCGUUCCCCUGCGGCCACUGCGGCCAGGCAUGGCACAACGUGGACGCCUGCACCAGCUCCAAGCGCAAUCGUUGCCGCUGCAGCCCCUUUCCUCAACGACACCUCGCCAAGCAAUGCCCCAAAAUGUGUACGCCGGGCGAAUGUCCCACCUUUCACAUGGGCGAUGGGAUCACAGCCAUGAUGUGCAAAGCCCGCUGCUGCAUGUGUGGUAUUCCGGAUCACGCCGGUCGCGAUUGUCACCUCAAGAAGUGUCGCUGCGGAGGGCAGCACUUGACAGUCGACCACAUGCCCAUGGAUCGACAGUGUAUUGUGGUGAGCUGCCCGCGGUGGUUCUGCGCCAAGCAUUGCCAGGCCUGCGAGGCCGAGCUGGAGAAGCUCAACGACGAGGUAUGCCAGAGCUGCGGCUCCAAGCAGGAGAUUCGUCCAUCUGUGCCGCGGUCGCACCAAUGGGCGAGUCCUGAUUUUGAAUAUGUGGAUGCAGCGUUGGCAUGGGGCAACAGCAAGUAUGGCAAGGCGAUAUUUGGUAAAGAUGUCGCAUUUUGA